Molecule: messenger RNA, 1629 nt
Organism: Mytilinidion resinicola
Lineage: Eukaryota; Fungi; Ascomycota; Dothideomycetes; Mytilinidiales; Mytilinidiaceae
Product: oxidoreductase
Exons: 3
Coding region: 120-1295 (391 amino acids)
Molecular function (GO): nucleotide binding
Source: RefSeq, a predicted model, not a curated record
CUCACCCGUUCGUCAUCCACAACAGAUUACAAAUCCAGAAUAUAUACCCAAUAAAGAGCCAUGCUCCAUCUCCAUAUCCAUUUGAACACCGCAUGGAACUAUUGUCUCAUAUUUCCUCUAUGGCUUCCCUAGUAUCGGCGAAGAAACCCCUUCGCGUUGCCCUAAUUGGGCUCUCCUCUUCCGCAACUACAUCAUGGGCCUCAGCCGCCCAUCUUCCCGCGCUCAAGACACCCGCUGGCCUCUCACGAUUCACCAUCGUAGCCCUAUGCAAUAGCAGCGUUGCUGCUGCUCAGACCGCUAUCAAAGCCUACGACCUCGCGCCAACCACCAAGGCAUACGGCUCCCCAGAAGAUCUGGCCAAUGAUCCCGAUAUCGACCUUGUGAUUUGCAACACACGAGUCGACAAGCACUACGAGACCGUCUUACCGAGUAUCAAGGCUGGAAAAGAUGCGUACAUCGAGUGGCCCAUUGCCUCAAAUAAGGCUCACAUCGAUGAGUUGGCGAAGCUGGUAAAAGCGAAGGGCAGCAGGGUUGCGGUUGGACUACAAGGAAGACUCGCCCCUCCGGUGCUUAAGCUCAAGGAGAUUAUUGAAACCGGAGAACUCGGCAAAGUGCUGAGCAGUGAAAUUCAGGAAUAUGGCGGUACUAAUUCGAGAGAAUUCUUGCCCCCUGGGUUGCAGUAUUUCGCCAAGCGGGAAAUUGGCGGGAACCCCAUUACCAUUGGAUUCGGGCACAUUGUCGAUCUUGUUCAAUCAGUGUUGGGAGAUCUAGUUCCAGGUUCAGUGGCUGCGCGUCUCCAGCUCCAACGUCCUGAUGUCCGGAUUCGGGAUCCCAAAAUCGGUGAAAUCGUCGAGACGAUUCGUUCAGAUGUUCCUGACUUGAUCUCGUUACACGGAGCCCUUCCAACGUCACCUCGUACGCAGCCCUCGGCUACUUUGUCAUUCUUUUUCCGGCGCGGUGCACCAUUUCCCGGGGAUCCCGCCCUGACGUGGACUAUCACUUGCCAAUUGGGAGCGAUUCGGCUCGUUGCUCCCUCCGGUACUUCGCUUGGAGCAGGCGGCUACGAUGAGCCUGUCAGAAUUCACAUCCAUAAAUUUGACAAAGACGUGGUAGAUGAGGUCCCAUGGGAGUGGGAUGAGCUGCAAGAGGAGGUCCCCAUUAUGGGAAGGAGUGUUCUGAGGCACCUGUUCAACUUUGCUGAUGGCUUGGAAGAAGGGAAAGGAUGGGUUGGAAUUGAAGCUGCGGCGAAGAGAGCGGAUCAGAUUGAAGGGUGGCUAAAAGACGCCAGGUUUUAGAGGUUGAAGAUGAACAGAUCCAGGAUAAAGCGUUGGCAAUCUGCAAGACUGUUGCGGUGGACAUACAGUACUAUGACACAAGUUUGGGCAUUCCUUGCAACUGCGUGGGGUACCUCGAUAGGCUUCGCAACCUCUAAAUACGAUGUAAAACUCUACGCAGUGGAAAUAGGGCUACCGUUUGACUGACAGAAGACGAGUUGGCUGGGUUCCUCCUUACCGUGGUGCCUAAGUAGCAAGAAAAGAGGCAGAAUACAUCUACUUUUUGCUAAUAUGUUUUAUAGACCUCAAGUACGAUAAAAAGGCUGAUGCAUAUGGAAUUAGGUUACCUUUGAAA